Contarinia nasturtii (swede midge) is the source of this 602-nucleotide messenger RNA. RefSeq lists its product as uncharacterized. The transcript is spliced from 3 exons. The record is from RefSeq and is a predicted model, not a curated record. The coding region runs from base 95 to 451 and encodes 118 amino acids. Lineage: Eukaryota; Metazoa; Arthropoda; Insecta; Diptera; Cecidomyiidae.
CAUAAGCUGUACCGUUUCAAACUAGUGCAGUUUUACGAAUCAUUGUAAGCAGAAAUUACUUUUAAACCAAGGAACAGUCAGUGUUUGCUUCAAAAUGCAAUUGAAAUUUCGACACUUGUUAUCUCUAUUCUUCAUUGGCAUUGUAAUGUUGGGGUCUUCGACUGUGCAUUGCGAAGAUUGGAAGAAUUGGAUUUGCGGAAAAUAUAGUGUCAGGGAAUUCAAAUUAUUCAAAGAACAAAAAGACUUUGAUAACGCGAAAAUCUCAAGGAGUAGUUUGCAACACGUUGGGCAAUUUAAGUGCUGUGGCUGCUGCGACGCAUUGUUGGUACCAAAUGGAAAUGGGCAACUGUGCCUGAAAUCGAUAUCUUCAGGUUCAUGGGUGCUUACCAAUUACAAUAAGAAUAUCCACCAAGUUGUAGGUGAAACUAGCAACACUUGCUGUCCAAACUAAGCUCCAAGGAAAUAUUUUUGCUCGCAUUAGCUCUGACUAAUUAUAUUCUUGUAAUGAGGUAAACAGAUGUUCAAAUGCCUGGAAACAGGUUUUUUGAACUUUGAAACUGAUGUUAUUGAAUGUUUUCAAAUAAAAACGCGACCAAAUGAAA